UGCGCGAGGCCUGGGAGCUAGCCUGGCCGGGCGUGUCAAAGUUGACGGCGCUCUCUGUUGCUGUUACAAAGUUUGCAGCUUUCACCCUCGCCAAAAAGAAACUUUUUAUUUGGGUGUACAACGGGGGUUUUUUCCCUCGUUUUGGCGUCGCACUUUUGUGCGAUGGGGUGUUUUAGAAACAGCCUAACCGAAGAGGAGAGAGAAAACACGAAGAAACAGAAAACAACGAACAAAAAAAUUGAAAGGCAAUUGAAGGAGGAUAAGAUUGCAUACCGUGCGACUCAUCGUCUUCUACUGCUUGGUGCUGGCGAGUCAGGGAAAAGUACAAUCGUCAAGCAAAUGAGAAUUCUGCACGAUGUCCACGGCUUUACAGAACUGGAAAAGAGGCAAAAAAUAGAGGAUAUCAAGAAGAACAUUAGAGAUGCAAUAUUGACCAUUACUGGCGCUAUGAGCACUCUCACGCCGCCAGUAAAGCUUGCAAAUCCAAACAACCAGUUUCGCUUGGAUUAUGUCCAUGAAGUCGCUACGGCUCCAGAUUUCGACUAUCCGCCGGAAUUUUACGAGCAUACUAAGAUCCUAUGGCAAGACGCUGGUGUAUUGGAGUGCUACGAGAGAUCCAACGAAUACCAGCUCAUCGACUGUGCUCAGUACUUUCUAGAUCGGGUGGACACAAUCCAGCAACAAGAUUACCUACCAACAGAGCAGGACCUGCUAAGAUGUCGUGUAUUGACAUCAGGGAUUAUAGAAACAAGAUUUGAAGUUGACAGAGUGAAGUUUCACAUGUUUGAUGUGGGAGGCCAAAGAGAUGAAAGAAGGAAAUGGAUACAGUGCUUUAAUGAUGUUACAGCUAUAAUAUUUGUGGUUGCGUGCAGUAGUUACAAUUUGGUACUCAGAGAAGAUGCUAGCCAGAAUCGGUUGAAAGAGUCACUUGAAUUGUUUAAAAGUAUUUGGAAUAACAGAUGGCUCAGGACCAUCUCUGUAAUUUUAUUCUUAAACAAGCAAGACUUGUUAAAAGAUAAAGUCCGUGCAGGCAAAUCAAAGAUCGAAGAUUACUUCCCUGAUUUUGCAAGAUACAGAACGCCUCCAGAUGCCACGGCAGAGCCGGGAGAUGAAGAGGCAGUAACGAGAGCUAAAUAUUUUAUUCGAGACGAAUUUCUUCGGAUCAGUACCGCGAGUGGUGACGGGAAGCAUUACUGCUAUCCCCACUUCACAUGCGCUGUGGAUACAGAAAACAUAAGACGGGUGUUUAAUGACUGCCGGGAUAUCAUUCAGAGAAUGCACCUCCGGCAGUACGAACUCCUGUGACGUCAUCACCUCCCACCGUCCAUCCCCUCAAAUGGCGGCCUGUAGUUACUCGCCCUCAAUAUGCCAUUGUCCAGGGCAGUAUUCAAGAGUAAUGAUGGCCUUACUGUACCUCCCGGACACGCCCACUCAGCCGCUGAUUAGGAAUUUUUCUCAUGAAUUUCGAGCUCUCGUUGUUGCUUUUUAGAUAAAGUAUCUCUAAUUUAUUUCUCUUAUGAAGUCAAACAGUCGAAGGACGAAAUUCGUUUAGUAGUUCAUAGCUAGACCCGACAGGCCAUUUAGAGAACGUGGACGCAAAGUGGGCAACUCCGCGCGUGAAUUACUGCCUUGGAACAUUAGACUGCCUUGGGACCCGUCGCGUUCACCCUAACUAUCAUUACGGCCCAUCUAAAGCACUUGAGCUCUUGUGCCAGACAGGCGUUGAAGGCGCUCUAAAAACGGCCCAAUUUGCGCCAUGGGCCUGUUUUUAGUAUCGUCUUCAACCAACACCUCCAACAAUCUUUAUGUUUGUUCUUGGUGGGGUCGAAUACUUUCGUCAGGUUUCGUUGGACCGUCUUUCGCGUUUCCUGUCGCUAAACAUUUCAAUGAAUUCUUGCGUUAGCAACAAUAGAAUAAAUAGUUAUCAUUUACUUCUUAUAUGGCAUGUGUGACGUCACAAUGGCCUGUGUGGGCCGCGAAGGGUGACGAGGAUCUUUGGCUCCCGUGAUCCUUUUCGACCCCAUUUUGCCGGAAACGAUUUUUUGAAAAUCGGCAAAAGUUAACAGGCAUUUGCAACAGAAGAAAAUGGCUUGUGAUUGGUGCGCGUGUGCUCAGUCUGACACUUGAUUGGUUAAAAGUAUUUGCACGUGACCGGUGAUUGUUUUCGUGAGAUGUCUAAAUUGGAGCCGCGCAACCGUCACGGCUUAUUAUAAAGUAUUAACGAUAUUAUAACAAACAAGAGAGAAUAGAAGAAUUUAAUGUCAAGUAGAUGUUCCCAUGGAAUUUUCUGAAUAUUUUUAACCUGUCGUUACUGUCACUUCGGUCACGAAUGCGCCAGGUAGCCAUGGAAACCAGUGACGUCACACUGCUACUGCCUCAUAUCAUUGCCUUGAUUACUGCCCUUUGGAAGUGUGAAUAAGUACAUACGAUAUAAUUAGAUUUAUAUUAUAAACAUGAAAGGACAUUUUAACUCGAUUAGUGAUAGCAAAUCAAUGGUUAGCCUAGGUCAUCGUCCAACUUCGGUGGAUUCUCCGAACAGCUUCGUUUGAUCGAGAUUUUUUGGCCAUUUAAGGCCGUUCUUCAGAGACGAAAAAUCCUUUCCUGGAGUUUGGUUUGUAGUUCCUAAAGAAACCCCUUCCCUGUCAUGUUUAAAUGCCUAAAAAAAUCAAAAUACUAAGACGAAUGUACAAAGCCUGGCCAAUUUCUUGUCGUAGUCGUCGUGUUAAUAGUGUAGAGAAAGUAGUUAUGUGUUUUGUGGUAGUUUAGAAAUGGUACCUAGUAGAAAACAAAGUAGCGGAAGAAUCAUGAACAAAGCCUGACACAUUAGGUCAACCAGUCUCCCUUCUCCUUUGAGGCGCGUCGUCGAUGGAAAGGCCUCUAGGAACUCCAACAAAUGUAUAUUGGUAAUAAACAUCUUCUAAUUUUUGGGAAAGCGAAGCGGACCUUCGGGAUAUUCGCUCACUGUCCACCCUUCCAAUAGAAAGCACGUGUCUUUCACGUGUCUCUGUGAUUAAUAAAUACUAACGUAAGGCUUCAACUCUCAACUGUCAUAUUAAGUUUUAUGUCAAAAAUAAACAUUACUCCGUA
Messenger RNA from Nematostella vectensis (starlet sea anemone), 3087 nucleotides. Its product is annotated as guanine nucleotide-binding protein G(s) subunit alpha. Bases 163 to 1305 code for a protein of 380 amino acids. Gene Ontology annotation, cellular component: heterotrimeric G-protein complex. The record is from RefSeq and is a predicted model, not a curated record. Gene Ontology annotation, biological process: adenylate cyclase-modulating G protein-coupled receptor signaling pathway. Gene Ontology annotation, molecular function: G-protein beta/gamma-subunit complex binding; GTP binding; GTPase activity. Lineage: Eukaryota; Metazoa; Cnidaria; Anthozoa; Actiniaria; Edwardsiidae. The transcript has 13 exons.